Messenger RNA from Brienomyrus brachyistius, 7501 nucleotides. RefSeq names its product guanine nucleotide-binding protein subunit alpha-11-like. Gene Ontology annotation, cellular component: heterotrimeric G-protein complex. NCBI's taxonomy places the organism in Eukaryota, Metazoa, Chordata, Actinopteri, Osteoglossiformes, Mormyridae. The record is from RefSeq and is a predicted model, not a curated record. The transcript is spliced from 7 exons. The coding region runs from base 1403 to 2359 and encodes 318 amino acids. Gene Ontology annotation, molecular function: GTPase activity; G-protein beta/gamma-subunit complex binding; guanyl nucleotide binding. Gene Ontology annotation, biological process: adenylate cyclase-modulating G protein-coupled receptor signaling pathway; action potential; phospholipase C-activating dopamine receptor signaling pathway.
UUUCAUGUUGUGACAUAAAACACUUGAUUUCAUGCCCUAUACAUCUCCUACUAUGUACAGGCAAGUAAAAAUUGAAAAUUGGCCCAGGUUAGAUUCUUAUUUUUAUACCAAAUAAUCUUUGAUUUUCUUUUAAUGGUUUUUGAAAUAUGGUUGUUGGCGUCCCCCCGUGACCCGAAGAGUAGGGACCUUAUUUUCAUUUCGAUGGUUUCUACCGUUAAUUGUGGGCUUUGCUACAAAUUUCCUGAAAAACUUUACUUUUUUUUUUUUUGGUUCCUGUGGGGUUUUUUUUGUAGGCAUCUAUGGGAAAAUGAUGGUUGGGGAAAAUUGAUCAACAGUUCAGGUCAACAACUGGAAAAAUCUCUGCAUAUCAAUGGAUAAUUUCACUUCUGUUUUUGAAGGGCGAAGGGAAUAAAGUGGAGGUUGACAAGAGUUAGGAACAACUUUUUGUAUCUGCUGGUAUCUAGUAAUUUUACUAUUUCUAUUUUCUUUGCGGUUUAGGGAAUUACUACUCGCUACAAAAACUACCUCAGGCGGGCAAGAAUACUUUGGCAUUGUUUGAGGUCUUUUUCAAAAGAUUUGUGUUUCAUAAACAGUUUUUCUGUUCUCUUCUUCAAAAUGAGUAAAAUCAGGGUGGAAGCACCACCACUGAAGGCUGCUUUUUGCAGGAAGGCAGGGAUUUCGGCUAAAAGUAAUCGAAGUGCAUUCAGCAACCUGUUCCAUGCAAGACGUACGAUGUAGCGUCUCUGGUGUCCGCAGCCUUGCAAUAUUGACCUCUGUGUCAUAUGAGGUUUUUGCAUUCAGAACGCGAUCAUCUUUAACAUGUCGCCCUGUGGAUAUUGUAAAUACUCAUGUAAAGGGAUUUUGUGCUUUUGGAAAAACAGUUUGAGGGGCAAGUUGAGUAUUUUCCAUAUGACUGACUUCUGAAAAGCUUUCUGAAUUUAACGCUGUAGAUUAGUAGGACUGGUGACCAAAGUGGAGUGUUGUAGCAGUUCGGCGGUUCUCGCGCCUUGUCUUUCUUAUGGUGGUCCCCUGCCAAUUAGCCUGCAGGUUACACUUCAGUUUGCUGAGCUUGAUAAUAUUAUAUACAGAUGAUAGAAGACUAAAAUAUAAGUGCUGGCCAGUCUGUCUUCUCCAUGUUGAGCCUCAUCUUAAAUAAAAACUACUGAGGGAGGAAGAUCCGAACAAUGGGAGACGGUUUCAGUGAUUGUUCAGGAAGUGCGUGCGACUCGUGCUGUUACAUGCCGUCACAGCAAAACAUUGAUGAGCAUAACACAAGCAAGUACUGACCGAAAGGGAGCGAAACUGAUAGAUCCUUUGGUGGCGUUGUUAAAAGUAAUGAAAUUGUGUGAAAAGGGUGAAAUGGAGGAAACAGCGACGUGGAGCUGAAGGAGAUGGAUCCUGCAUGUUAGGAGGAGGCACCGGUGAGAGUGGCAAGAGUACCUUCAUCAAACAAAUGCGCAUCAUCCAUGGGGCCGGCUACACUGAGGAGGACAAACGGGGCUUCAUCAAGCUGGUGUACCAGAACAUCUUCACCUCCAUGCAGUCCAUGAUCCGUGCCUUGGAGAACCUCAAGAUGCAGUACAAGUAUGAGCAGAACAAGUCAAAUGCUUUGCUUGUGAAAGACGUGGAUGUGGAGAAGGUGUCGUGCUUUGAAAUGCAGUAUGUAAGCGCAAUAAGGAUGCUCUGGGCGGACCCGGGCAUCCAGGAGGCCUAUGACCGGCGGCGGGAGUACCAGCUUUCAGAUUCCACCAAAUACUAUCUCACUGACCUGGAUCGUAUUGCCGACCCGUCGUAUCUGCCAACCCAGCAGGACGUGCUGAGGGUUCGCAUCCCGACCACGGGGAUCAUCGAAUAUCCAUUCGACUUGCAGAGCAUCAUAUUCAGGAUGGUCGAUGUGGGUGGGCAGCGAUCUGAGCGCCGCAAGUGGAUUCACUGUUUUGAGAACGUGACCUCCAUCAUGUUUCUGGUGGCCCUGAGCGAGUACGACCAGGUACUGGUGGAGUCCGACAACGAGAAUCGGAUGGAAGAAAGUAAAGCACUAUUUAGGACAAUAAUCACGUAUCCUUGGUUUCAAAACUCUUCAGUCAUCUUGUUCCUGAACAAGAAGGACCUGCUGGAGGAGAAGAUUAUGUACUCUCACUUGGUGGACUACUUUCCAGAGUUUGAUGGUCCCCAGAGAGAUGCGCAGGCAGCUCGGGAAUUCAUCCUGAAGAUGUUUGUGGACCUGAACCCAGACAGCGACAAGAUCAUCUACUCCCACUUCACCUGCGCCACCGACACAGAGAACAUCCGCUUCGUGUUCGCCGCUGUCAAGGACACCAUCCUGCAGCUCAACCUCAAAGAAUAUAACCUGGUGUGAAUGCCAGCGAGAGGCCGCAGUCAAGGCAGAGCGCGGACAACGCACAUCUGAGGCGAAACACACACAUACACACACAUAUACACACACACUUAUAUACAUAUGCGAGUGUCGCUGAGCUUCAUCCACACGCCACCCAGACCUCCUCGCUUCCUGAUUCUGUUUGUGACUCUUGUCUGUGUUUCAUCACAGCCUCCCCAGAGACCCACGGUCUGCUGUUUUUGCCCUUUGACACACUGGCUCCGCCCAUUCGUGGCAUUUUUGGGGGCUCCUCAUUCCCUCCAUAUCUACAGCUCUGACUUUCUGCACAGGCCCUUACACUAGCUUUUACACUGAGUUUGUUUCGUUUUCGUUAAUCACGUUGGUUCAGCGUUGUCCUAUCGAAAGGGUCACCAUAGCUGUGGUAUGAGUGCUAAAUUAGUGAGCUGCUUGGGAUUUGAAGCAUAAAUCGGGAGAGUGUGACAGAACACCUGGAAGGCGUACUCUGCGGGGGGUUGGGCUCUUGGACCCAAAGGAUUGUGGGAAACCUGUAUGAACAGGGCUGUAAUAGUCAGUGACGCCAAGUGUGGUGUCUCAAGGAUACGCUGUGUUCGCCGAAUCAAGCGUGAGCUUAAUUUUACGUUGGUAAAUAUAACUACAUGCAUGAUUUUCACAUCUACUAGAAAACGUAAAUCUGAGAGCAGGAGAGAAACAAUGUGUUGAAUAUUCUGAACAUGUAAAAUUUUGCUAUUGCAACUGAAAUUGUUAUAAACUUCCCAGUCAUUCGGAGAACCAGUGUGUAAACACGGGGUUAAUGAUGCCCUGAAGGAUGGUCAGUUUUUUGCCGCUUUUAUAUAUAUUUUUUUCUGUCCCCAUGUUCCUUUUUUUUUUUUUUUUUCUUUCUCUCUUCCUAUUUUCGGAUCGGUGUAUUUGCAUGUUUCGGCAUUUUGUAUAGUUUUAAAUGGUCCCAUCUCGCGCCGAAUGAAUAACAACUGACGGCAGCCUGUUCACGCCCAUUAAUCUCUACCGAAAAGCCAGGCAACACAGGAGCUCAAAAUAUUUGGUCUUCGUGUGAGGAACAGAAAUGUAACAUCAACCUGUGCGAGUGAGGCAACUAAGUACGAAGAGAACUGCGAAACAAAAUGGCAUGAGACAAAAAGCCCCCCUCUAUUCUUAAGUUGCACUUAACUCUUGUGAAUGACAUUACAUGAUACUGUGACUAUUUUUAAGUUAUCGAAAUAUUACAUGCUGUAUUUGUAUUUAGAUGACAGAACAGUUGCAAGCAAUAGUUUGAAGAGUAAACGCUGAGCUGAACAUAGCAUAAUGUUGUUAAUGCCGACUAACGUGCUUAGCUUAUUCAUAUCAAACAGAUGUUCAGUUUUGAACGGAAUUUUUAUUAGUUUGUUUAUAUAAGGCCAGCUUUGUGGGUGUUGAGAAUCUUUCCUAUCUUGAACUGGUACCUCCUCAAAGUAGGGGGCGCUGUCUGAACUGCUGUCUGAAUCCUUAUGGGUGCAGUAAUCGGAUUUUCCUCAGUCUCUAUACGCAAAAAUAUUUAUCGUUUGUUCGUAUCAGUCAGAUAUUUAAGUCACUUUGGGUCUGAGUACAAUUAAAAUUUUAAUGUAGAAGCAAAGCUUUAAGCAAGCAUUUAAGAGAAUUUCAUGAUAAUACCUUCUCCUGGUUCCCUUUUUGAAGAAAACGUAUUUCCAAGAUCGCAUCGUUAGUCAUUUCCUUCAUUGCAGUUGUCUUUGCAAUGUAAUUCAGGUGAAUUUCCAGACAUCUUCAUUAAAAGGGCUAUUAUAUUGCAUACAAUUUGAACAGCCGGAGGUUUUAAAGACAAGACCCUGGGUGACAGAAACGGGUGCAAUUUUAAUGCACUUUUAUUGGACUACGUUAAUGGCUACACUACAUUAAUCAUCGCUUGCAGGUCCAGAAUGUAAGGAAUAGGUUAGGUUCAUCUUUGUUACCCUCAUCUGCUUGCUCUGAAGAUGAGCUUAUGGUGAGCAGGGCAGAACAAAACUUGACACGCUUGCAUUUCCACUGAGAGUGGUGUGACACUGCUAUGGUAUUGUAGCCGGGCUCAGAUGCUGUGUAAAAUGUCCUGGAUCAUGCUUCCGGCGCCUCUGCGUGACUGGAGAGGCCUACUCCCUUUUACUUUCUGAAGCGUAGUGGCCUGUGUGCUUCACUUUUGUUAUAUAUCGCUCAAAGGUAACUGCCAGGGGGUGUUGACCGUUUACCGUGGGCGGGGCUAGCUUUAGGCACCGCCUCUCUGAACACUUAUCGGGAACCGAAGACACAUUUGGUGGCACUUUUUGUAUGUAUAUAAUUAUUUUUAUGUUUCGUUUUCUCCAGUGGUACCAGUACCAAGACACUAAGGCUGUGUUCAGUGAGCACCGGGGUUCUCCUCCUAUGCCUGUACAAUUAGCAUCUUCGCAAGGACUGAAGAACCUGUUCUAUACAGGCUUAUCAUUGACCCCUCAGCCCCUUUUGUAUCGUUUUCAUGAUCUGUAUAAACAAAUUACCUGGGAGAAUCUCUGAUUUUUGUUAAUGCAGCCCAGUUCUCUUUAUAUUAGUGCUGUUAAUACCACUUUCCUGUGUAUUUUUAUAGUGCUUUGCUGUGCUGUUAUAUGAGGAGAGACGCACUGGAAAUCAAACGUGGUUUUCACAUUUAGCCUCAACCUCCAGUGCUCAGCAUCUACGAAAAUUGCUACAGCUUUCAUGUUAGUGCGUAUUAUGAAUCGCAAUUAUCCCAUUUUUUUCAGGGGUAAAAGUGUUUACCUGUUGUUUUUCAUACAUUCGUAGUUUUUAUAGGGCUGUAGCAGCUCAGUGUGGGUGGCGCAGCAAGGCAGUGGGUCUCAUAGCUUUUAAGAGCAUCUUUUUAGAUGAUGAUUUGCUGUGUGUCAUUGAAAUACUACCAGUAUUUUACACACACGCUUUUGUCACAGUGUUCAGUGGGUCUUGAUUAACGACAGACCAUUUUCUUUCUUCCACUGCUUCAAAGCUAUUAGACAUGCUGCUGUAUUUGUAAGCUUUUUGUAAUCCCCCCCCCACCACAACCACAAAUCUGAAAUGGACAGAUAUUCCUUUAUGCUGUAUUCAUCAGUGCGCACUCUGCCCUCUGCUAGCUCGAUAAACAUCAUUGGCCAACUUCCUGUUCCUCUUCACUUUGAGCGACCCCAGCAUGUUUUGAGAAGAGCUUGCAUCGCUACAUUCAAGCUGCUGCUCUCUCGGUGAGCUGUCGACAGAAGGUGUCACUGUAGGCCAACGAGAGGGACAGGACCCCAGGCCUUCAGCCCACAGCUAAGCACAGACCGGUUUCGUUUUAUCGGAGUCUCCCGGCUGCAGGUUGUGCUCCAUUCCCCCGUUGCAGGGUACGCCACACCUUGCGGGCAGUACCCUGUGCUAUUGAUCUUGUACGAUAUAUUGAAGCUUUACUGCAAGUCGAUAACUUCCAACCUUGGCUCAAUAGGUGUAUAGGAGCUGUUAAAGAUAUGCUGUCAAUUUCCUUUAAUUGGGCAGCAAAUGAUGGGUUAUUCUGAUCUGUAGCUAGACAAUACUCUGAGGCUGAUGGAACUCGAUGUAUUUCUACAUGUGAGUGACCACGGAUACCUCGAUAAGCACACUGCAUCCCGUUUAAUUAGUGUUCUGCUCAUUUCGAGCAGUAAGAAGUCGCUCCAAGCUCGUUGGACUUUUUAUUCUGUUGGCUUAUCCAAUGAGGGGAAAAUAUGUAUUUUUAUGUUUUUUUUUCUUUUAUAUAGUCAAAUUCAUUUUUGAAUUGUUGUUUAUUCUUGCUUGUGGUUAAGUGUUCUGAGAUCAGACAGUGUUGAGUUGCUCAAAGUAAAUAAUCUGUAUAUUCUGGAUGGUAUUGUAAAUUAGAAAAACUAUUGUUUAAGGUUUUUGUUGUCUUUAUAGUUGGAUUCAAAGCACUAAAAUUAUUACCAUUUCAGUUGUGUGAUCUUACAGUAGUGCGGGUGAUGUCGGAAAUGCCGAGAAACCCAGUUUCCUGAUUGUUUACCACAUGGAUAAGUGACACAUGACUUUCUCUGUCGAUGGGUAACAGUUUUGUAAAAUGUUUUGUUGCAUUAAUUUGCCAAAUUUGUAUAUUGAAAUAGACAUGUGGAUAGUUCCACUUGCAAGGCUAUAAGUAGCGAAACAGAACUGAAAGUUUAAGAUGAAAAUUAAAGUCCCAGUAGAUGAAUAAAAAUAGUGUAGACUGGGUCUCCAUUUGUACUACUAAAUAUUUGGAGACUUAAACAUGCUUAUUAAAAUUUUAAAAAGGUACCACUUAAAGUGCUUAAAACCGGUUGACUCCUGAGUUCAUUUAAAAUGAUUCACUCACAGUGUGUGAAGGUCUUUAUAUAUUAGGGAUUGUAAAUGGCUAAGUUAAUAGGACUGCCUGGCAUUUUCCCUGUGGUGACCUCUGACCCGUGCUGAGCCAGUGCACUGAACAGCCCUUUGAAAUACGGGCCCUGCACAGAUUUGUGAGUGUUCACAGCCGCUGCUUGAAACUCACUUCCUGGUGUCCUGAGAUGUUCUUUCUGGCUGGGGCUGAGGUCUGAACUGAGACGGUGAACAUUAACGUUAAUCCCAGUCCCCCCCCCCCUAUUUUUAAAAAAAAAUUCAAUAAAUUAACUGAAUGUUUAUUUUCUUUUUUAAAGAGUAACUGCGUAGGUAUGUAUAAAUUGGUAUUUGUGUUUGCUUUUCCUUUUUUUAGUAUACCAGAUGUAAAUGAUGUACUAUAAUGUGUGCCAAUUCUUUCUUUGUAGAGCCAAACUCUUUACAAGUGCCAAUGUUGUGAAGAUAAAAAAGGGGCCUUUGUGUUUUACGGUCCAUUUUUUAAAAGGAAAAAAAAAAACUUAAUAUGUGAUAUAAAUAAAUGACUGCUAACUUUAUUCUGUAUUUAAGAUUACUAAGAUAAACUGCUGUUUUUAAAUAAUUGUCUUUGAAUUGCAUGUGUUUGGGUUCGGGGAAGCGGACAGCACAAAACCCCGUGGAACAGGGUCCUGAUGGUUGUUGAUUUGCUGCAUAUUAGCCAUAUUUGUUUUGUAUUCGUUUCAUUUUGACCACUGUUGCCUGAACAUCAUUCAGACAUAAAUGAUUUUCUUAGCGUACAAAAGAAAAUAAUUAAAGCAUUAUCUGUUUUAAAUAUGAAUAAAAUUUGUUCCUAAA